AUGGCGGCGGCCCAACAAACCAUGCUGACGAAUUUGAUCCCCGAAAUGGACUGGAAUGCUGAUGACCCCGUCAAAACGUUUAAAAAAUUCAAACAAAGGAUCGAACUGGCAUUCAAGACCUUCCUGAAAGACGCCACCGACGAGGAAAAGGUGAGCUACAUACUUUUAUUAGCAGGAGACGAUGGGCUUGAGAUCAGAAAUAGCUGGGAACUAUCUCCAGAACAGGAAAAAGAUCCAAAGAAAAUCCUAGAGAAGUUCGAGAAACACUUAGAACCUAAGACAAAUCACAGGAUUUUCAGAUAUGAGUUCCAAAGCAUGAGGCAAGGGCCCGAAGAAUCCAUCAGUGAUUAUAUGGCAAGGCUGAAAAACGUGGCAGACAAAUGCAACUUCAAAGACAAGACAGAGAAAGACGGGAGACUGCUAGAUCAGAUGAUCUGGGGAUGUGCAUACAAAAAGGUACAGAAGACCCUCAUAGGGAAGCAUGAACUGACCCUUGCGGCAGCCGUAAAGGAAGCCGUACAGCAUGAGUCUACAGAGAAGUGCAUGACAACGUUGACAAUCUCAACUCAAGCUAAAGAAGCAAAAGUCGAUGCCAUCUCUAGCAGAAAGCAUACCCCAAGCUCAAAACAAAAGGCAAGCUACAGGCCUCCACAGAAACAGAGUUCAAACAUCUGUAGAAAUUGUGGUACCGUGCAUGAGUUUAAUGACAAGAAGAAGUGCCCAGCAUAUGGUUCCACUUGUAAUGGUUGCGGAAAGCCAAACCACUGGCGGAAAAUGUGCAGGUCAAAGGGCAAAUCCAAGCCACAAGAAUACAGGGGUUACAGAAAGGCUAAUCCGAAACAUGUGCACUACCAGCAAGAAGAGCAGUACUCCUCAGGAGAAGAAACACUGUCGGUAGGUGCCAUAUAUGUCCACGAAGUGGAGCAUAAGAACGACGCACAAAACAACGAAGCGUAUACAACUUUCCAACUCAAGAAGAAGAUAGGAAAGAAGACAACAAACAUCAAUCUGCGAUUGAAGAUAGAUACAGGGGCUCAAAGCAAUGUCAUGCCGGUAGAACAUUAUCAGCAGAUAUUCCCGGAGAACAUGACAAAAGGUGGGGAAGUCAAAGCAGGAAUCCUCACACCAAGCAGCACCAUAUUAUCAGCGUAUGGUGGGGACAAAAUCCCACACCUGGGGAAGACAACCAUCUCUGGAAAACACAAAGGCCGAGAGGUCAAGUGUACUUUCUUUGUGACCAAAUCCAAGGGACCAAGCAUCCUCGGAUUGGCAGCGUGCCAGCAGCUAGGCAUCAUCACAAUCCAUGAGAUACAAGCUACCCCAGAGGAUGGCAAGAUCAAAGAGACGGUGCCGAUCAAGGACCGCCCUGCCAUCCACAACAAGGAACAACUAAUAAAGAUGUACCCGGAAUGUUUUGAUGACACGGUAGGGUGUUUUGAAGAGGAGUACCACAUCACUGUUGACCCAGACGUAGAACCAGUGAUACAUCCACCUCGCAGAGUGCCACUAGAGCUGCGAGAGAAGCUGAAGAAACAACUGGAAGAGAUGACGAAGAAAGGAGUCAUCAGCGAGGUCACACAGCCAACAGACUGGGUAAACUCCAUAGUAAUAAAGGAGAAACCCAAUGGCAAACUGCGGAUCUGCCUCGAUCCCAGAGACCUGAACUUGGCACUCAAGAGGAACCACUACCCUACACCCACUCUAGAAGAGAUAACACCCUCUCUGGCAGGAGCCAAAGUGUUUAGUAAGCUAGACGCCAGCAACGGGUAUUGGAAUAUCAAAAUAGACGAAGAAUCUUCCUUGCUCACGACCUUCAACACGCCCUAUGGCAGGUUCAAGUUCAACCGCCUCCCGUUCGGGCUCAAGGUCUCGCAGGACGUCUUCCAGAGGAAGAUAGACGAGACGUACAAAGGAUGCAAAGGAGCAAUUGGAAUUGCAGACGACAUCCAGGUGUACGGGAAGACAGACGACGACCACGACUUCCAUCUGCACGAAGCGAUGGAGAAGACCAGGCAAGCUGGCAUCAAACUUAAUGCAUCCAAAUGCAUUAUCAAGGAAAGCGAGUGCAAGUUCUUCGGAAUGGUGUACUCAGCCGAGGGAGUCAAGCCAGACCCCGAGAAAGUGAAGGCGAUACAUGACAUCAAAGAACCUCAGGAUGAGAAGGAACUAAGAAGUCUCUUAGGGCUCAUUCAAUACAUGAGCGCUUUCAUCCCCAAGCUCGCGGACAGAACGACAAACAUCCGUGAACUGCUGAAGGAAGAUGUUGAAUACAAGUGGAGUGAUUCACACACUGAAGACCUGAACAAGAUAAAGCAGCUCAUCAGUGACAAGACAACACUGCAGUACUAUAACAGGGAGAAACCCGUCGUACUACAAGUAGAUGCCUCAAUCAAAGGAGUAGGUGCAGCACUAAUACAAGAUGGAAAACCCAUCGCAUUCGCCUCAAAAGCCCUCUCACCGGCUGAAACAAGAUACGCCAACAUCGAGAGAGAGCUCCUGGCAGUAGUCUAUGGAUGUGAGAAAUUCCACACCUACUUGUACGGAAGAAGCUUCGAAGUCGAGUCGGACCACCGACCCUUGGAACAAAUCAACAAGAAGAACCUCACAAAGGCACCAAACAGGUUACAACGCCUGUUACUGAGACUGCAAAGCUAUGACAUGAGCAUCCGGUACAAACCAGGGAAAGAGAUGCUACUAGCAGACGCACUCUCCAGGCUGUCACAGCACGACAAGCAAGAAAUGGAUGGUCUCAAAGUCAAGAUCCAUCACCUCGUAAAAGUGACAACUGUGAAACUGGAGCAGAUCAAAGAGGAGACCAACAAAGAUGAAGAGCUCCAACUACUCGCCCAGACAGUAACACAAGGAUGGCCUGAGAAAAGAAAAGAGACACAAGCAAUCAUACACGAAUACUGGACCAUCCGAGACGACAUCUCGGUAGAGGAUGGAGUCCUCCUGGCUGGGUCCAGGAUGAUUAUACCCAAGUCCAUGAGAGCAGAGGUCCUAGAGAUGAUUCAUCAAGGACACCUGGGUAUCGAGAAAUGCAUACUCAGAGCAAAAUCUGCAGUCUACUGGCCGGGCAUGUACAAACAAAUCGAGAAAGCAGUUGCAGCAUGCCCCACAUGCCAAAAGCACAAGAACUCGCAACAGAAAGAAGAGAUGAUGCCAACAGAGAUACCAAGCAGACCGUGGCAAACAGUAGGCAUGGAUCUGUUUACCACCAAUGACCAAUGGUUUCUACUCCUGGUAGACUACUACUCCAAAUUCCCAUUUGUAAAGAGUCUCGCCAACCUGAAGGCAUCAACAGUAACAUCCAGCAUACGAGGUAUAUUCGCCGAACAAGGGAUCCCAGCAGAAGUCAUAUGCGACAAUGGGACACAAUUCACAUCCCAAGAGUUCCGGCAGCUGGCUAACGAGUACGGAUUCAAAAUCAAAACAUCAUCACCGCACUACCCAAAGGGGCAUGGAUUUAUAGAAAGACAUGUACAGACGGUGAAGAAAACGCUGAUCAAAUGCAAAGAAUCAAGAUCAGACCCAAACCUAGCCAUGCUAGCCAUCCGCACCACACCGAUCAAGCCAGGUAUGAAAUCGCCAGCGGAGCUGUUAAACGGACGGAAGUAUAAAGACAUCUUGCCGACCAAAAUACCUCCACCACUUGACCAGGAAGAAGUUACAAGGGCCAAGCUGGGAAAGGCACAGCAAGCAGCGAAACAGCACUACGACACCCAGGCAAAGAGUCUGCCUGAGCUGGCCAAGGGCCAGAGCAUCCACGUACAGGAUCCUAUCCGAAAAACGUGGAGCCCCGGCAAAGUCAUCGAUAAAGCUACAACACCGAGAUCAUCUGUUGUAGAGACCAACGCCGGGAGACGACUGAGAAGAAACAGAGUACACAUACGACCAACUCCAGAAGUGAAAGCACCUGCAGCUACAACUCCAGAAACAACACCUGCAGCCACCACACGCAACGACACCGAGUACGACAAAGCCGACAUCCGCGACAACGCCGAGUACGACAAAGUCAACGAGAACGAGCCUAGUGAAGAGCCAGUUCGAGCGCUCAACGUCGUCGCACAACCACCCUCACCUGUCCAGUUGACACACAGAUUCUUCAACCCGCAGCACGUGUACAACACCGUGCAGGGCGGGCUGGAUUCCAUCGUGCGCGGACUGGCCAGCACGCCGCAUGAGAAGUUCGACCGCUUCAUCGUAAGCGGCUUGACCAAGAACCUGUUCGCGGAUCCGGCCGGCUCUCUCGGCCUGGACCUUGCGGCGCUGAACAUCCAGCGGGGCCUCGACCACGGCCUGCCCGGGUAUAACGCCUGGCGGGUUCCGACACACGAGACUGGUGCAAGGGUCUAG
Branchiostoma floridae (Florida lancelet) is the source of this 4356-nucleotide messenger RNA. RefSeq lists its product as uncharacterized. Gene Ontology annotation, biological process: DNA integration; response to oxidative stress. Lineage: Eukaryota; Metazoa; Chordata; Leptocardii; Amphioxiformes; Branchiostomatidae. The transcript is spliced from 4 exons. Gene Ontology annotation, molecular function: peroxidase activity; nucleic acid binding; heme binding. The record is from RefSeq and is a predicted model, not a curated record. The coding region runs from base 1 to 4356 and encodes 1451 amino acids.